Molecule: messenger RNA, 188 nt
Organism: Perkinsus marinus ATCC 50983
Lineage: Eukaryota; Perkinsozoa; Perkinsida; Perkinsidae
Exons: 2
Biological process (GO): translation
Cellular component (GO): ribosome
Molecular function (GO): structural constituent of ribosome
Source: RefSeq, a predicted model, not a curated record
AUUCCAUAUAAUCGAUGCGGCAGGUCUGUCGAUAGGCAGAUUAUCACAGUUUAUAGUUCGUCUGCUCACUGGAAAAUACCGUGUUGAUUACCGCUGUAUGGACAACAACCGCUCUGACAGCGUCAUAGUCGUGAAUGCGAUACAUGCUAGAUUCGUCGGCCAUACGUGGGAUACCAAGAUCUAUCGAA